Messenger RNA from Nicotiana attenuata, 1164 nucleotides. RefSeq lists its product as uncharacterized. The transcript is spliced from 3 exons. The record is from RefSeq and is a predicted model, not a curated record. Lineage: Eukaryota; Viridiplantae; Streptophyta; Magnoliopsida; Solanales; Solanaceae. Bases 1 to 1164 code for a protein of 387 amino acids.
AUGGAUGUACCAGCAGUUAUUGGAACAUCAAGAUGGACCAAGUCAGUUAUGCUCAAGGCGUGCAAGGUUUUUGGGGUUAAUGUGGUGGGGUUCGAACAUGAAAUUUUUGCCAUGGUUCUUCGAAUGGAGCAAAAAAGACAAGAACAAGUUCAGAAGCAGAAAACUACAAUCAAGGCAAUCACAAAAGGGAAGAAGAAGCAGUCUUUAGAACUGGAAAGGCUCAGAUGGGGAAUGAAUUAUAAUGACAUAGUCUGCCUUCAAGAAACAAAAAUAGAAGAAUGGCCCCCUCACUGGAUCAGGCAAGUAUGGGGCAACAGAUGGGUUGAUUGGGCAGUACUAAAUUCAAUUGGGAGAAGUGGUGGUAUCAUUGUUCUUUGGGACAAAAGAAAAUGGCUCAACAGAGGAGUACACCAAGGCCAUUACACAAUUUCAUGCAUGUUUGAAAGUGCAAUAGAGAACUUCAGAUGGUGCUUUAUAGGGGUUUAUGGACCUUAUAACAACUCAGAAAGAGAGAUUCUUUGGCAUGAACUUGCAGCCAUCAGAGGAAUAUGGGAAGAUCAAUGGGUCAUAGGUGGUGAUUUCAAUGUCUGUAGAUACGAGAGUGAAAGAUAUAACUGCAUUAGGAGAUCCAGGGCCAUGAAAUCCUUCACUGAUAUCAUACAGGAUCUGGGCAUCAUAGACUUGCCUCUCCUGGGAGCUCACUACACCUGGUUUAGGGAAUGGAAUGACAAUUUCAAAGCAAUCAAGCAAAUAGCCCUCCCUAGAGUUGUCUCUCAUCACAGACCUUUGCUGCUUCAAUGUGGUGACUGGGCAGCCAACCCUUCAUAUAAGUUUGAAAAUAUGUGGCUUCAGGCUGAAGGAUUCAUGGACAAGGUUAAGGAAUGGUGGCUCAGCUAUGCAAUUGAUGGCAGUCAUGACUUCAUUCUGAUGCAGAAACUAAGGUGUCUGAAAAAAGACAUCACAAACUGGAACAAGGAGUCUUUUGGCCAGCUGGAAGCAAGGAGGACCAAACUUUUGGAAGAUCUUGCUCUAAUGGAAGUAGCAACUGAAAACAGACUUAUGACACAAGCUGAGAAAGAAGUUUCAAUGAGCAUUAAGCUGGAGCUGCAACAUUUGGCAAAGGCAGAAGAGGUCUCUUGGAGACAAAAGUCUAGGUGUCUAUGA